UAGUUUCGACUGCUUCUAACCCAGGCGCCUCUCUAAUUAUUUUCGUGACAUCUUUAACUUAAUCACGGCCGACCGACCACCACCGCCCAUCAUGCCGUCCUUCAGCCAGCUCCUCGUCGCCAGCAUCUCGACGCCCUUCCUCUUCGGUGGCCUCGCGCUCGGCCUCCCCACCACCACCACAUCCUCCUCAUCUGCAGCUGUCGCCCCACGAGACUCCACCCCCGCCAGCGUAACCUGCCCAGCGUCAGGGCGCGGCAAGGAGUACGCGCGCGCGCUAUAUAGGCUGCUGCCGGGGUCGCCGGACGUCGCGCUGCCACCGACGCUGGACCUGCACGUACAGUACCACAACUACACGGGGCUCACGAUCCAGCAGGCGGUCGUCUUCGGGCCGUUCCCCGCCGGCGCCCGGAACUGCGCCUUCGGCUGGGCCCAGGAGGACGUCGAUCGCGGCGCCGUCUUUGUCGCCGCCGGAAGUGGUCUGCUCACGGUGCACCAACUUAGCGGUUUCCCGAUUGGGGCGCCGCUGUCUGUCGCAGAGGCCGAAGCGGGGGGGGAGGAGGAGGAGGCGCAAGCCGCGGCCGCGGCCAGCGGCGUGUCGUACGCGGCGGUGCAGCCGUUCGUCGAGAACGCGCGGCUCGCGACACACCCCGACUUCACGUCCUGGGACCGCGAAGCGAACGGGACGACGCACACCUCGGGACCCGGGUCGAUCGAGUGCAGCGGGGCGGCCGGCGAGCACGUCUACGUCCUCAUCCAGCUGGAGCCGCCGACGACCGGCAACGUGUACCUCGAGCGCAGCGGCGAGGCGGGGAUAUUCGUCGAAUACAACUGCGAGCCCGAGGCGUAGGGGACGUCCGGACGACGCGGGGCGGGGAAACCGGGGGAUUGUUAAUAGAUACGCGGGCGCCAACAGGCUCGGACGACGCGCGACGGGACACGGAAUACAUACGCAUAUCGGGGGGGGCUAGCAGCGAUCUACGCUGCCGCUCCCCCGCUUAAUACGACUUUUUAUUCUUAAUGGCGGGCGGCCGUCCGUUCCGCGCAGAGAC
Molecule: messenger RNA, 1049 nt
Organism: Durotheca rogersii
Lineage: Eukaryota; Fungi; Ascomycota; Sordariomycetes; Xylariales; Xylariaceae
Exons: 1
Coding region: 92-847 (251 amino acids)
Source: RefSeq, a predicted model, not a curated record